Molecule: messenger RNA, 576 nt
Organism: Neospora caninum
Lineage: Eukaryota; Apicomplexa; Conoidasida; Eucoccidiorida; Sarcocystidae
Exons: 5
Coding region: 1-576 (191 amino acids)
Source: RefSeq, a predicted model, not a curated record
AUGGAACUCGUCGCGAAGCUCGAAGACCAGGAACUCCUGCCGUUCGUCGGCUACUGCCGCCUGUUUGUCGUCGACAAUGACGGAUUGCAACGCAAGACAAAGGGCAGCCGCGUCGAGGCUCCUGUCCACAUGAAGGUCGAGAACGGCAAGCGAGUCUUCAGUGCCUACUUCCCGCCCAAAGACCCCGUGACGAUGCUCAAAAUUCAGUCUGACGAGCAAGAAUUCGUCUACGGAAAACUCUGGGCGGGAACAAUUUGCAAACCCGAGGAAAACCCGAACACAAAUCGCCUUCUGUGCGUGAUCCAGGGGCAAAACUGCAAGAGACUGUCAGAAGAGGUCGAUGCUUCGCCAGAGAGCACGUGCAAGUGCAAAGCAUUCAUGCCGCUCCUCCCGGACUGCUAUUCGAAACCCGUCGAAGCUCGGCUGACCACGGCGGAUGAGAAAUUCGUCACAAAGCUGGUCAAGUUGGAAGUCGAGAUCCCUGACGAACUGUACGAGCUAUGGAUGCGCUACUACAAAACACUCAAGAAGGUGGACCAUGAAGACAAGAACGGCGACAAAGACGAGAAGAAAUAA